Messenger RNA from Procambarus clarkii (red swamp crayfish), 4148 nucleotides. RefSeq names its product basic proline-rich protein. NCBI's taxonomy places the organism in Eukaryota, Metazoa, Arthropoda, Malacostraca, Decapoda, Cambaridae. The record is from RefSeq and is a predicted model, not a curated record.
CUCAUCAAGAUAAUACCAGACGAGGUCCGCCAGAGCCCAGUAUCAGCUGUGCUAGGCUGCCCUCCUACAGUGUCCAGACAUGAAGUUGUUUAUGGUGUUAGUAGUGGGGUUGGGGGCCGCCACUCUCGUCACGACAACACAACAACAGCAGCAACGUGGUGCUAAGGAUGGCGUCGGUCAACCAGUAAAAACAUCAAAACAACAGAUGGCUCUCACCAAGAAGUUGGCAGUUCUUCGACAGCAAUCGAAGGGGCAAGUAAGCCAAAAUGGUAAACAUGUAGAUGCAUCAGGAAACGCAGGGCUACUAGCCGCACGCAAGCCACCCUUAGCUGAGGCAAAGCGUACUCCUCCGGGGACACAGCUACAACCAGAAACUCACGAAAAUCGAAAGCUGGAGCCAACAGCUGUUGAAUCAGACCACGAAACGACAUCAGCUGACUUUCAACAAAACUCUCCACCAGCGCCCAAUAAACCUCAACAAAACCCUCCGCCAGUACCCAAUAAACUUCAACAAUAUAUUCCACCAGCGCCCAGUAAACCUCAACAAAACCCUCUAUCACUACCACCACCACCUAAUAAGCCACAACAAACCCUUCCACCACCACCCAAUAAACCUCAACAAACCCCUCCACCACCCAAUAAACCCCAACAAACCCCUCCACCACUCAAUAAACCACAACAAACCCCUCCACCACCACCCAAUAAACCUGAACAAUCUCUUCCACCACCACCCAAUAAACCUCAAACCCCUCCACCACCCAAUAAACCUCAACAAACCCCUCCACCACCCAAUAAACCACAACAAACCCCGCCUCCACCACCCAAUAAACCACAACAAACCCCGCCACCACCACCCAAUAAACCACAACAAACCCCGCCACCACCACCCAAUAAACCACAACAAACCCCGCCACCACCACCCAAUAAACCUCAACAAACCCCGCCACCACCACCCAAUAAACCACAACAAACCCCGCCACCACCCAAUAAACCACAACAAAACCCUCCACCACCCAAUAAACCUCAACAAAACCCUCCACCACCCAAUAAACCACAACAAGACCCUCCACCACCCAAUAAACCACAACAAAACCCACCACCACCCAAUAAACCUCAACAAACCCCGCCACCACCACCCAAUAAACCUCAACAAAACCCUCCACCACCCAAUAAACCACAACAAAACCCUCCACCACCCAAUAAACCACAACAAAACCCACCACCACCCAAUAAACCUCAACAAACCCCGCCACCACCACCCAAUAAACCACAACAAAACCCUCCACCACCCAAUAAACCUCAACAAAACCCUCCACCACCCAAUAAACCUCAACAAAACCCUCCACCACCCAAUAAACCACAACAAAACCCACCACCACCCAAUAAACCUCAACAAACCCCGCCACCACCACCCAAUAAACCACAACAAAACCCUCCACCACCCAAUAAACCUCAACAAAACCCUCCACCACCCAAUAAACCACAACAAAACCCUCCACCACCCAAUAAACCUCAACAAAACCCUCCACCACCCAAUAAACCACAACAAAACCCUCCACCACUCAAUAAACCUCAACAAACCCCUCCACCACCCAAUAAACCACAACAAAACCCUCCACCACCCAAUAAACCACAACAAAACCCUCCACCACCCAAUAAACCUCAACAAAACCCUCCACCACCCAAUAAACCACAACAAACCCCUCCACCACCCAAUAAACCUCAACAAAACCCUCCACCACCACCCAAUAAACCUCAGCCAGAAGCUGUCCAAGAAACAAAUCCUAAAUCUAAACCACGUCCCCAAACAUCUCUAAAGCCCAAAGGAAAAACAGCUUCAGAAUCUCCUCAGAGAUCAAAACAAAAUCUUGCUGAAAACGUAAUGCAAAAGCCUGCUAACAAAGCAAAACAAAAACCAAUAGAAAAAAACAACCAUAAGCUUGCUGGAAGAACGGAGCAAAAUCCAGCUACAAAAACAAUCCCCAAACCUGCUAAUAAAUCAGGUGUGGAGAAGGCAGAACAUGCUAAGCAACGGCCUGCACCAAAUAUCAAAGUCCCUCCCGUGGCUCUUGUGCCCAGGUCGAGCAGCGCACCCCAGAUCUCCCCAGGUGCUGGAGCCAAGGUGGAGGACGAGUCCCAGAUCUCCCCAGGUGCUGGGGCCAAGGUGGAGGACGAGUCCCAGAUCUCCCCAGGUGCUGGGGCCAUGGUGGAGGACGAAUCCCAGAUCUCCCCAGGAGCCAAGGUGAAGGAGGGCCCGAGCCGCCAGCGUGACAUUCUCCACCCUACACCCACGACCUAUUACCAGGAACAAGCUAAGAUGGCGGAACCCACAUCCAGGUGGGACGUGUCCACGCACACCAAGGUCGGCCUGGUGUCCCUCGCUAUCAUCACCCUCGCCAUUACAGCUACCAUCAUUGGUGUCUGGUACAGGAAGAUCAGCUUGCAUCACCAGCGGUAUGGGGGUCAUAUUCUCCUGGCUAACGAUGACGAAGAGUUCGGCAUCUUUAACCGCUACACCUACAACUCUCCAGACCUCGACACUUACGACUCCUGGAAGGACCACUCCUACUAACCCCUGGAUGUUUACACGACUCCUGGAAGGACCACUCCUACUAUCCCCUGGAUGUUUAUACGACUCCUGGAAGGACCACUCCUACUAUCCCCUGGAUGUUUACACGACUCCUGGAAGGACCACUCCUACUAGCCCCUGGAUGUUUACACGACUCCUGGAAGGACCACUCCUACUAACCCCUGGAUGUUUACACAACAACUCAAGGAGGAUCGUUCCUAUACUAAUUCCUGGAUGACUAAUCCAACUCAUCCAUGGAAUGGUUACCACACUGGCCUUGUCCAGAGUUCGAUUCUCAUUAGUAAAGCAGAAAUAUUUUCAACUUCCGUUUAAGCUACUUUUCUGAAUAUAGCCAAAGAAAAGGGCUUAAAUCAUAAGAGCAGGAUAGGUCUCCAGUGAGCCAUUAACAUGUAGAUACCCUCUCUACAAUUAGUAAAAUGACUGUAAAACGUGUAUGUCACUAAUUCACCAAAACCUAGAAAACAAAUUGCAUGCUAACAAAAUUCACUUUGUCGUCAAAAGAGAAAUUUUACAGAAUAUAUUCAGCAUCAUUUAUCUGUCAUCUCUAAAUAUUUUACAGCAUCAUGUGAUGUAGUGGUUAUCGUGCUAUUACACUCGUCCUACAAUAUAUGCAAAAAAGACCCAACAGUAUUUGGAAACCUUGUUUUAAGUCGAUUAGCAGAUCACUUUUGGAAAAAUAAGUAGAGUAAAGUUUAAGAUGAACCAUGGAAGAGAGAGCUCUUGGCCUGCAAACACUUAGCUAGUCCCGUUCCGCGGGCUCAGUGUGCGCAGCGCAACGGGGGCUUAUAUAAAGGGGGGAGGAGAGGUUAUGCAUGCCCACGGGAGACCUCUCGUCACGCAGGGUGCAGUUGCACCUCCACAGAUCUCCAGUAUCAGCUAAUGAUACUGGUAAUGGCUCAAAAGAGUUACCACUUACGGGUUAUUCAUGCCCGUGCCACCUUUUGGGUGGCUUAAUCUUCAUCAAUCAAUCGGUCAUGCGCUCUCUCCUGCUCCUGAUACGCACCGCUUCGGAAGUUAAAAAAGACCCACCCUCCUCCCCUUCCUGGGUGCAGUCAGCUAAAACUAUGAAACAGUACUAUGUCUAGCGCCCUUUGCUGAUGGUCUAAAAGGCUGGUGCAGCGCCGGCCCCUAAGUGUUCCGCUGUCCGCAGCUACUUACCCUGACUUGUAGGAGUAAUGUUAACCUUGCCCUUUAUGUGUAUUCUGCAUUUACUGGUUAAUUUACGAAUUUACGUUAUGUAUUGGAAUGGGGCAUUAUUAUCUGUCACGUGUUAGGCCAAUAUAUGCUACUCUAAAUGCCCUGAUUCUCAAGGAAAAAUAUGUUAGACAUUUGCCUUACUUUACUCAUAGAUAAUAAGUACUCGGUGUUCUGCAGAUCUUGAUUUAGUUAGUUCCCGGCUAUAAGCAUAUGUAUUAAUGUUAUUAAGUUGCAGUUAUAGUACUCAAAGUUAUACAUGUCCAUGUUACACAGUUGUAAAAUAUACAAGUUAUAGCCGCUUCAUUAACAGGGUCUGCAGAAAAUAUUUACUUGUUCUACUAAUAAAUAAAUAGGCCCCCAU